AUGGGUCAGCACGACGCAGGGCGAGGGGAGCUACGAUCAUGGCACACCAUGAACGAGGACAGAGAGUACGAUUUGGCAGGCAGUUCAAUUGCUGAUAACGAUGUUCCAUCCAACUCCCCUCCCAGGUUAGUAUCAAAUGAGACUGGCAAGGCGAGCGUACUCCAAGGAAACGUCGGCAUUUUGGGAACAGACUAUAUAACAAUAGGAAAAUAUGACAUGUCGUACAUGUUUCCUACUUGUAUGACAAAUGUAAAUAUAUCCAAUAUGAGGUUACAACUUUAUGUCAAAGAAGAAGAAAUUGAACGGCCGUGGCGGUGGCGUUCGAUGCAAGUACAGGCAGCAGUGAAUCCUGCGGUCGGGCGCAGCUUGCCGUUGGCAGUCCGUCUCCUCGUUGAGCGUAGUCGUAUUUUGCGGUCGUCGUGUAUUGGAAUCGGUGAGGACACUUGGAAUGCGACGGCGUCGGCGAUGCCCGGCUACAUCGACGACCGCAACUACGACUACCUCAAGCAGGAGACGGACGCCAACGGCAAAGCUCGGCCCGACCGCAGGAUUCACUGCUGCCUGUACUUCAUCGAACCCACCGGCCACGGCUUGAAGCGCCUCGAUAUCGAAUGCAUGAGGAAGCUGCACGACAGAGUGAACGUCAUACCGGUCAUUGCGAAAGCCGAUACGAUGACUACUUUUGAAUGCUAUCGAUUCAAAAAGCGACUCCUCCGAGAAAUUGCAGAACAUCACAUAAAAUUCUACGAAUUUCCGGAAGUGAAAGCAAAAGACGAGCAGCUGAGAUCCCUCAAACACCGACUUCCAUUUGCCAUCGUGAGCUCCAACACAGUGGUGGAGGAAAAUGGCCGGAAGAUGCUGGCGCGCAGGUACCCGUGGGGAAUCGCAGAGAUCGAGAACCUGGAACACAGUGAUUUCUGUCUGUUAAGGAAGGUUUUGCUGCAAACCCACUUGCACGAUCUCAAAGAAGCGACCAAUGUGCACUAUGAGAGCUUUCGCUGCAGAAAACUUGCUCCCAUUGCCUUCGAUGACUUUAAAAAUGUGGACCGUUUCAAAAGGAAGAAAUACAAAUAUUAA
Gryllus bimaculatus (two-spotted cricket) is the source of this 1077-nucleotide messenger RNA. Lineage: Eukaryota; Metazoa; Arthropoda; Insecta; Orthoptera; Gryllidae. The record is from the annotation of a GenBank genome assembly.